This is a messenger RNA of Brenthis ino (lesser marbled fritillary), 906 nucleotides long. The record is from the annotation of a GenBank genome assembly. NCBI's taxonomy places the organism in Eukaryota, Metazoa, Arthropoda, Insecta, Lepidoptera, Nymphalidae.
AUGGAGACGGCGAUGAGUUACGACCUGGAUAUCACGCCAAAUUAUUCGUACAUUUUCGAAUUUGAAAACGAAUUUAUUCACCAAAAUUCCAGGAAAUGGAUGACUGAAAACUGGACUGUAGCUUUCUAUUAUGUUGGGGUCUACAUGGCAUUUAUUUUCGGAGGUCAACAUUACAUGCAAAAUCGCCCUAGAUUUGAGUUACGUCGUACGCUUAUAGUAUGGAACUCCAUGUUAGCGGCGUUCAGCAUAAUGGGAGCUUGUCGGACACUGCCCGAAUUCAUCCACGUACUUCGGAACCACGGUCUCUACCACUCUAUUUGUGUGCCCAGUUUCAUCGAGCAAGACAAAGUAUCAGGGUUUUGGACGUGGAUGUUUGUAUUGUCUAAGCUGCCCGAGCUAGGUGACACGGUAUUCAUCGUGCUACGUAAGAAGCCGCUCAUCUUCCUCCACUGGUACCACCACAUCACUGUGCUGCUCUACACCUGGUUCUCUUUCACGGAGUACACGUCCUCGGCGCGCUGGUUCGUCGUUAUGAACUACUGCGUGCAUAGUGUUAUGUACUCCUACUACGCCCUGGUCAGUAUGGGAAAGUACCCGCCGAAGAUGCUGGCAAUGACCAUCACAGUCCUUCAGCUGACGCAGAUGAUUGUCGGCUGCGCCAUAAAUAUAUGGGCACACAACUACAUGACCACGGCCCCCCCUCACACGUGCCACAUCAGCCAAAUUAACAUUAAAUUAUCGAUGGCGAUGUACUUUUCGUAUUUCGUCCUCUUCGCCAGAUUCUUCUACAAAGCCUAUCUAUCUCCAAAGCUCGGUAAGAAAGCUAAAGUAGAACCCCUUCCAGAGAUCACCCCAUCGAAAAAAGAGUACAACGGUUACCCAAGACAGAGAAACGGGGUCGUCCAC